AUUCCCGGGGUGGCGCCGCUCGGACUCCGCGUCCCAGCAUUCCCUGCACCAGCCCGGGAGCACUUCCGCCCUGUUGUGAAGUGGGUGUCUCGAGCUUUGGGGAGCAGUCCCUUUUCUAGGAGCCUCUUGAAGGACUCACCAUAGGUGGAGGAAGACAUUGGAUGAGGACAGCACAGCUGAAGUGAGGCGUCUAAGGUAGACAAUGGCUGUGGCCCUGGAAUCGCAAGCCCAGGCGUCUCUGCAGCCAGAGCCUGAAGAACUCCUGAUUGUGAAACUGGAAGAGGACUCAUGGGGAUCAGAAUCCAAACUCCGGGAGAAGGACCGCGACUCUGUCUCCGGCCCAGAGGCCUCCCGCCAGCGCUUCAGGCAAUUCCAAUACAGGGAUGCAGCUGGACCCCAUGAGGCCUUCAGCCAGCUCUGGGCUCUUUGCUGUCAUUGGCUGAGGCCGGAGAUCCGUCUCAAAGAGCAGAUCCUGGAGCUGCUGGUGCUGGAGCAGUUCCUGACUAUCUUGCCUAGGGAGGUCCAGACCUGGGUGCAGUCACGCCACCCUGAGAGUGGUGAGGAGGCUGUGGCCCUGGUGGAGGAUUGGCACCGAGAGACCAGGACUGCAGGACAGCCGGAACUGGAAUUGUAUACAGAAGAGACCAGGCCCUUAAAGACAGGGGAAGAAUCUCAGAGCUUCCAGCCGCAGCCAAUGGAUCCCUGGCCUGAGGGACAGUCUCAGAAGAAGGGGGUGAAGAAUACAUGCCCUGACCUUCCCAAUCAUCUAAAUGCCAAGAUGGCACCACAGCCUUUGAAAGAGAGUGCUGUCCUCACUCCCCGAGUCCCUACUCUCCCAAAGAUGGGGAGCGUUGGAGAUUGGGAGGUGACAGCUGAGUCCCAGGAAGCCCUGGGCCCUGGCAAACAUGCUGAGAAGGAGCUCUGUAAAGAACCCCCAGGAGACGACUGUGGGAACAGCGUGUACCUGGGAGUUCCAGUUUCAAAACCAAGUAUCACCUCUGAGAAAGAGCAAGGACCAGAGUUUUGGGGUCUAAGUCUUACAAAUUCUGGGAAAAGGAGCACUGCAGCUUACAGCCUGGAUAAUGAGCCAGCUCAGGCAUUGACCUGGAGGGAUUCAAGAGCCUGGGAGGAACAAUACCAGUGGGAUGUGGAGGACAUGAAGGUGUCAGGUGUUCACUGGGGCUAUGAGGAGACCAAGACUUUCCUGGCAAUUUUGAGCGAGUCUCCUUUCUCUGAAAAGCUCCGGACUUGUCACCAGAAUCGCCAGGUAUAUCGGGCCAUAGCAGAGCGGCUAAGGGCAAGGGGCUUCCUGCGGACACUGGAGCAAUGUCGCUACAGGGUCAAAAACCUCCUACGGAAUUACCGGAAAGCCAAGAGCAGCCACCCACCAGGUACCUGCCCCUUCUAUGAGGAGCUGGAGGCCCUGGUCAGGGCUCGGACAGCCAUCAGAGCCACAGAUGGCCCAGGAGAGGCCGUGGCACUCCCCAGGCUCGGGGAUAGUGAUGCAGAGAUGGAUGAGCAGGAGGAAGGGGGCUGGGAGCCUGAAGAAAUGGCAGAAGACUGUAACGGUGCUGGCCUGGUCACUGAUGAGUCUACCCAGGGGCCCAGGAUUGCAGGGGCCCCAGCCCUGUUCCAGAGCCGUAUUGCAGGUGUGCACUGGGGCUAUGAGGAGACCAAGGCCUUCCUGGCAAUUCUCAGUGAGUCCCCAUUCUCAGAAAAGCUUCGCACCUGUCACCAGAACAGCCAGGUGUACCGGGCCAUCGCAGAGCGGCUGUGUGCUCUGGGCUUCCUGCGGACACUGGAGCAGUGUCGCUACAGAUUCAAAAACCUCCUUCGAAGCUACCGGAAAGCCAAGAGCAGCCACCCACCAGGGACGUGUCCUUUCUAUGAGGAACUGGACUCACUGAUGAGGGCUCGGACUGCAGUCAGGUCCAUGGGGACUGCCCGGGAGGCUGCAGGUCUCCCUAGGUGUGGGCAGAGCAGUGCUGAGACUGAUGCCCAGGAGGCCUGGGGUGAGGUGGCCGAUGAAGAUGCUGCCAAACCUCCAACCUUGUGUCCUAAAGCCCCAGACAUGGGUUUUGAAAUGAGGCAUGAGGAUGAAGACCAGAUUUCAGAGCAGGACAUUUUUGAGGAUUUGCCUGGAGCCUUAUCAAAAUGUCCUACAGAAGCUGUUUGCCAGCCUCUUGACUGGGGAGAAGACAGUGAAAAUGAAAAUGAAGAUGAAGGGCAGUGGGGAAAUCCCUCACAGGAACGGUGGCAAGAAAGUUCUUCUGAAGAGGACUUAGAAAAACUUAUUGACCAUCAAGGCCUGUACCUUGUGGAGAAAUCCUACAAGUGUGACACAUGCAUGAAGAGCUUCAGUCGGAGCUCCCACUUCAUCGCCCACCAGCGAAUCCACACAGGUGAGAAGCCCUACAAAUGCCUUGAAUGUGGAAAAAACUUUAGUGACCGCUCUAACCUCAAUACCCAUCAGAGAAUCCACACUGGAGAGAAGCCCUAUAAAUGCCUUGAAUGUGGGAAAAGCUUUAGCGAUCACUCUAAUCUCAUCACUCACCAGAGAAUCCACACGGGGGAAAAGCCCUAUAAAUGUGGAGAAUGUUGGAAAAGCUUCAACCAGAGCUCAAACCUUCUGAAACAUCAGAGAAUCCACUUGGGAGGAAAUCCUGACCAGUGUAGUGAGCCCGGGGGAGACUUUGCCCAAAGCCCAUCUUUUAGUGCUCACUGGAGGAAUUCUACAGAGGAGAUGUCUCCUGAACAACCUCAAAGUAUCAGUAAGGACUUGAAUUCUCCUGGACCACACAGCACAAACUCAGGGGAGAAACUUUAUCAGUGUUCUGAAUGUGGAAGAAGCUUCUCUAAGAGCUCUGCCCUCAUUAGUCACCAAAGAAUCCAUACAGGAGAGAAACCAUAUGAAUGUGCCGAAUGUGGGAAAAGCUUCAGUAAGAGCUCCACCCUGGCCAACCACCAGCGCACCCACACUGGAGAGAAGCCGUAUAAAUGUGUGGACUGUGGGAAGUGCUUCAGUGAGCGCUCCAAGCUCAUUACACACCAGAGAGUACACACAGGAGAGAAGCCCUACAAAUGCCUUGAGUGUGGAAAAUUCUUCCGUGACCGUUCUAACCUCAUUACUCACCAGAGGAUUCAUACGGGAGAGAAGCCGUAUAAGUGCAGAGAGUGUGGGAAAUGCUUUAACCAGAGCUCCAGUCUUAUUAUUCACCAGAGAAUCCACACAGGGGAGAAACCCUACAAGUGCACAGAGUGUGGCAAAGACUUCAACAACAGUUCCCACUUCAGUGCUCACCGGAGAACCCAUGCAGGAGGGAAGGCAUCGUAGGGGACAGUUUUCCCAACAACAAAAGAGGACUCAGUGUGUAUAUCUUAUAUCAUAAGAUGUAUGCUAGAGAGAAACUUUCCAAUUUUUAAGCUUGGUGUGUACCCAGGGAAGUUAUCUAGGUAUAAACCAGGUAAUUUGGAAGUGAAUUACAAAUACCAAGGAUCCAGAUUUGAAGGCACUUUGCUUAAGUGUAAUUUGUUUUUCUUCUGUAAAGACCCACACGGAAUCCUCAGACUGUCCUUGUAUUUGCUGUCAUGUAAGAACUAUGUCAGUAUUUGAGCCAAACUGGCAACUUAGGAGGUUAGAGUUAAAUCAGUGGUCCUGAGCAGUGAUUCUAAGUUCUCACUGUGCCUUCACACUGUCCAUGUGUAAUCCAGCCCAUCAGCAGUGGUUCUCGUACUUUCUUAGUGGGGGCAUAUCCUCGGGAGAAUGUUGAGAUUCUGGUGAGAGAGGAGUUGGCCUAGAGCAGGCCACUGUGAGCUCAGCACAGAGUAGGAAGAACAGUGACAUCAUUACAGAAUCAUUAAUAGCAGCAAUGGCUGGUGAUUAUUGAGCUGUUGCUCUUUGGCAAGCUCUGUGCCAAGAACUUUGUAUACAUCAUCUCAUUUAAUCUUCACAACAGCCCCAGGAGAUAACUACUAACUUUCUCCCCAUUUCCUAGAGGCUUGGGAAAUUAAGUAACUUGCACUGGUCACACAUCUGUAAGUGGGAGAGGCAGGAUUCAACAGAUCUGUCUGUCUUGAGUCUGUCGUGCUCUUAUUGCUAUAAUGAAUUCCCAUUCAUGUUAGGUAGCUUAGGGGCCAGAAUCUCAAUGCACUUUGUAGACACACUUCCUGUUAUAAAAUUUCUACAUUUUGAAUUUUUUAAACAAAUAUGGAAAUUGAGAAUCCCUAAGGAUUAAAGGACUUGGGAUAUUCAGAAUUGGUGAAAUGAUUUGAGCAAGGAUGAGCUACUAUCAAAAUACUUGAUGCGAGUUUCCAUCUUCUCAAUAAUAUGGGUGAGAGAUAUAGGUGGGUUGAGAUUGGGAAAAAUAUGUGGCCUAAGUAAUUUUUCUUCCAAUAAGAUACUGCUUUGGCUAAGGAAAUGGGAUCUAAGAGUUCUCUUUUUUCUCAGGGGUCAGUCCUCUUCUUGCCACGCUUGGCUGAUCAUAGGUUAACCCUAACAGAAGCCUGGGGUCCCUAUAUUUUUGCCUGUCUGGCCUUUCCUUUUGGCAAGCAGAAGCUUUGUUCUUGGUCCCCAUGCCAGGACUGAGGUGGAAGGUGCUGGUAUGUAUGGUCAUCUACUGAGAGGGCCUUGACCACUGUUCUGCGUUCCAGGUUCUUGGCACAAUUUUACCCUGAGCCAUCCUGUCCCAGGCCUGCCCAGGGCUUUCUGUAUGUUGGCCCUUCACACUCGCCUCCCACAUGGACAGGCUAAGUAAGAAAGGUUCACAUAGGAUGGUUUUGGCAUUUGCAGCACUUUGGCCUCCAGAGUUUCUCCUUAGAAGGGUUUAAAACUGUUGACCAAGGACUUCAGUUUCCACAGGACUUUAAAGGAAAAUCCCCCUCCUGCCAUCCUCUUAUGACACUGGGAUGUGUUCAUAACCUGCUUGUUUCAUGGACUGGGGAAGUAUCUAUCAGAUAGUGGAUGUGAAGCAGCCUUGAAGAACGGAGCUUUUAUUAACACACGAGGAAGCCGGUGGAGAGAUUUGCUACUCCCACAGAGUGAGAUCCCUUCUUAACCCCUUCCCCUGCUUCAGAACCUCCCUUCCCAAGAACCAGCCCCACUAGGAUCACCGUCAACUCCCUCCCAGUUUACCUUUCCUGGCCCAUGUUCUCUCUGCAAGGCAGGGGUCAUGGGAUGAACCCUGGGUAGAAGUUAGCAGAUGUCAGUAACUGCAGUAAUACAGUGAUAUUGUCUAAUAAUGUGAGCUGAGAGGAAGGAUCCUGAGGUGAGGGAGAGGGAAGGAGUUCCAGGGAAAGGCACUGUUGUAUGGAAUAGCAUGGAUUCAGGGUGGGGGUGUAUGAUGGGAGGUUGGAAACAGGGAGCUGAUAUUAGAGGGGUGCUGGGGCAAGGUCACUGAGUACCUCACAUAUAAAUGGAGUGUCAACACCAGGCCUGGGGCAGUGUUCAGAUGUGCAUGGUUGAAAUCUGACAGCUGAAUGGAACUUGGAUAUGCUGCAAUUAGGAUGGCCUGUUGGGACACUGUUGUGAUAUUUCAGCUAAAGGCUAGGGUCUGAACUAGAGCAGUGGUGACACUAAGGAGGAGGGAAUGAAUGGGAGAGGUCUCAGAGGCAGAUGGGAGGACAUCAGAGGAAAGCUAGAAUGCCUUUGGUGACAGGGUGGAGCAUGUCCUUAUUCAGAAUUGGGAGCACAAGGAGGAGAGGCUGAUAGAGCAGGAGGGCAGAAGAUGAGAAGUUUAGUUUUGGAUGUCUAGAACUUGAGGUGCGUAAGGGAAAUCAUGGUGAUGCUAUGCAUUUGGAUGUCGGCUAGAAGCUAGGGGAGAGGCUAGGACUAGAGAUCUGUGUAUGCAGAGUAGUUAAACUAAUGAGAAAGGAAGAAUUUCAGAUUCAAGUAUUGGGCCUAGGACAGAGCUACUUGAUAGUGCUGAAUGGAGAGGAAGAUGGCCCUCAAAGGAGAUCUAGACCACUCCCUACUCCCACCCCCCACCAUCAUUUUUUGGAUCCUGUCUUCCUUGUAACUGACCCCUGAAUUCUUCAUUGUAGCCCCAAGUUUUCUGGAGCGCUCACUGUGGAAGCCAGGCUGAGCUCUGUGUGGAUGUGAGGUGAUAAUCCUCUCCAUUUGGUUACCCUUUCCCCUGGACUUGGUAGUGUGUUAGUGUCUCAUGUCUUUAGGGAAGAGUUUUGAUGUUUAUUAUCUGCCAUUCUUGUCUCAUGAAUCUUAGUUGAGGUUCAGUCAUGAAAGCAAGGCUGGUGUGGGCCAGGAGAGAAAAUGGCUCAGGUGGUCCCUUCCUCCUUGUCUUACCCGACUUCCUUUGGAAGAAGCACUCUUUCGGGGGGCCGCAGUGUUCCAGGCCUGACCCUCCAGUAGGUCUGUACUGCUCACAUAAACUGACAUCUGGUUUUACCCACCCUGAGCUUUGCUAGUGUGAGUCUGCUCUUGGGAGUCUGUAGAAUGGGUGGACAGUUUCUCAGCCUUCCUGGCCACAGGUCAGACCCUGGUUAUGGAAAACCAAACCAGCAAAUGCUGCCCUGGGAGUGUGUUACAUCAUGUGAGCUACUAAAGGAAGGAUUGUCUCCCCAGAUGGCUGCCUCCCCUUGAUUUCUUCACCCUCCACCCCAAGAAGGGCAUUGGCUCCUCUGAAGUGAUCAAAAGGUACUUAAAAGACCUUAGGCCUUCCAUUCCCCAGACUCCCAGGAGGCAGCAGACCCAAAGGUAGGGGCAGGGAAAGGAGGGGCCAAGACUUUUUCAGAUACUCGGUUUUUUCUUAGGCCUUGACCUCAGCAGCUGAACUAAUGGUCAUGGCUGCCUCGGCCUUAUUGUCCCCUGUGGCCACCUCCCAGAAGCAGUGUAAAGCAGCUAGGCUCCCUCCAUGCUAAAUAGUAUAGUCAGGAGCUCUGGCUAGUCCUUCCUGCCUCAUCUUGUUCUGGGGCCCCCGGUGGGGUAGCUGUCUGCUUUCGGGCUGCAGAAAAGAAUUGAGUCACUUUCUGAAGGGGAGUAACACCCUUUGGGGACAGGGGUGCAGUUUUGAAGUAAUGAAGGCAGUGAUGUCUGGAGUGGGUGUGGGCGUUGCAGGUGAACUUGCCUCACCCAGGCUAUUCUGGGUCUUUGUACUCCAGAGUUCUGUCCUGGGUUUGCUUAUUCAUUCACUCUGUUUCCCUUUCUUUUCCUUUCUUUCUCUCUUUUCUUCUAUGUAGAUGCUAAUGACUUCCAGAUCUGUCUCCUGCUGUGGCCUCUCCUCUUAGGAGCCCAGCUGUCUGCCAACCAGCUGUGCUUGGGUGACUCCUGGGCCUCUCAAAGCCCCCGUGUCUACCAUCACCCAUCGUGGGGCUCUUGGCCUACCCAUCCAGCACAUGCAUUGAUGUACACACUCAGUGGCUCCCACCCAGCCUCCCCUGCACAUGCCUGGAGAGACCUACCCAUUCAGACUCAUCCUGGACUCAGUUCUGCCAAUACUUUCUUCCUUCUAAGAGCAUUUCCAGUUGGGCUGGGGUUACCCAGCUGCCUGAGAGGUCUCUUUCUGAAUGGAGUCAAUAUCUAAAGUCAAAAUUAAUCAUUCAAAAUAUUCCCUUACCUCAUUUUUUUCUCUUUUUUUUUUUUUUUGGAGAGAUGGGGGUCUUGUGUUGCCCAGGCUGAUCUUGAUCCUCCCAGCUCAGCCUCCCAAAGCUCCCCUGACCUCAGUUUUGAUCCCAUCCUCCAUUUGGGCAUCCCUCAGCUCCCCCACCUGUUAAUAGCAAACACCAAUCUCAAGCCCCUGCCCCAGUCUGCUACAAGGGGUUAGUGCUCCACGCAGCAGGAGCUCAGGGAAGGCUUUGCAGGAGAGGAGGGAUUUGAAAUGGGCCUGGAGGCCUGGGAUGGUAGACACUGGAGCCUUUUGCCCCACAGCUCCUGGCUAUUUCUUCACACUCCCAGCAUCAGUAUUACUACUACCAUGUCUUUAGCAUCAUUUUGCCCUCCCUCUGACUUUCAGCAAGCCUGCACUUACCUCCAAAUAAAUGCCUGUUUUUGGGGGGCAAAGGCACGUUCCUUCCUUACCUUAUUGUUGCUUCCCCCACCCCAUGCUGCAGCUGAGCGGGUGACCUUUCUCCUCACCUCCGUGUGCUGCAUCUCUCACCUGGUCUCUGUUAGGAACCCUACAGGAACCUGCACCCCAGUAACCCCAUUUUAUGCUGCUUGGAGAAAGAGACAGAGAGUUUGAGAGGUCCCAGUUCUUUUCGGUGUGUGUUUGGUUCCCCCACUCCUCAAAGCUGAGAGCUUCUUUGUUUUAAGAGCCACUUGGUUAAGUCAAGAGCAUUAGAUGAGUAAAAAGAAGAAUCCAAUUAGAUAAUUAUACCUAAACAUGCUAUAGUCGACUAGGGAUUCACAUAGACAUUGAUUUUCUAAUCAGGGCACUGUUGGUGAUUCUUUCUGUGUGUAAAGAUGCUUCUGAUCAUGCCUGCCAUUACAUGAUACUUACUUCUAAAGUCACUUUUUUUUUCCCCCCACAUUUUCAUUGUAGAAAAAUAUCCCAUAAUUGUGCCACCUUGAGGGUGAGGGCCACAGGAUGGGGGAUUAGGAAAACAAGAGUCACUCUCUAAGCUGGUCCUGGAGCAGCAUUACGGAUGUGUCGGAGCCCAAGCAGGAGAGGAGCCACAGGCCAAGGCUGGCAGAGCUGUAAUCACUAGAAUCUCAAGUCACUGGGGCUCACGGAGCCCUAACUUAGUGGCAGGUGACAAAUGUGGAACAGAGGAGAAAGGAGUCUUCUUCUUCCACAUAGAACACACUUGGCUUCAGUGCUUUGUGGGGAUUCAUGGACCACAGAGAAGCUUCCACAUAUUUAUAGGCACUGGGGAGCAGCAAGAAGUGGUGGUGAGACACUUUGCAAUCCUCCACUGCAGACUUCACCCAGGGGGCCAGAGCAGGAGAGAAUCCCUCUGUGGACAGCACUUGAGAGGAAAGGGCUUGUUCAUGACCGUGUAUGGAGGUCACCAACCCAACCCUGUUCCUGAAGUUUCCAGAAACAGAUGGAGAGGUAAGUCCAGCUAGGCUGGAGCACCAGCAUCAGUAGUAGGGGCAGGAGCUUGUGCUAAACCUGGCUGGUGUGUCCUAGAGAAACAGGAAGCACAGGUGUCAUCUCGCAGGACUUUUCUCAACCAACUAAUUUCUUAUGGAAAUGAGACAUUUGUGAUUGAUUUUAAUUUCCUCUUGGGGACUGUGAAAUUAAAAUGGAUGAAAUUUUGUCCACCAGGAGCCUCAGGGAUUUAAUAUCCAAUUCUAAAACCUGAACAGGCCCUUUUGUUUUGCAAUUUGUGGACCAAUCCCUGGCUUCAUUUUAUUUGGCUUUGCUUUCACUUCCCCAUUUUCUGUUAUUUUCUUUUUCUUGUGCUGUUAUGUACAUCUCUUAAAGCUGGUCAAAUUGUAUUUUGGGAUGGAAUGGCCUGAUAAGUUAAUAAAUUUAUUAAACUGCC
Molecule: messenger RNA, 9441 nt
Organism: Macaca mulatta (Rhesus monkey)
Lineage: Eukaryota; Metazoa; Chordata; Mammalia; Primates; Cercopithecidae
Gene: ZSCAN20
Product: zinc finger and SCAN domain containing 20
Biological process (GO): regulation of transcription by RNA polymerase II
Cellular component (GO): nucleus
Molecular function (GO): RNA polymerase II cis-regulatory region sequence-specific DNA binding; DNA-binding transcription activator activity, RNA polymerase II-specific
Source: RefSeq, a predicted model, not a curated record